AAACUAGACUUGCUGAAAGCGGUGUUAAUUUGUGUACCGGAAUGAGGAUUGCUGAGCUCUUUUACUCCAACGUCGGUGCGCAGCUUAGUCAACGGACUGGAUUUCGAAGAGGAUUUUUUCUCAUCUGAGAGUAUUCGGACUCUGCUGUUGGCGUCAAAAUGGAGACAACUUCGAAAAUUCUAGUGAGGAUGAAAUUUCUGAACGAAUACAAGGUGACGGUAGCAGUGAAGCAAGACGAGCAGCACUUCUCGUCCAUGGCCGAUUUCGAGAAGCUUCUUUUUGAAAGCUUUCCGAAGUCGAAGGAACGAUGUCAGAACCUACAAUUGCCCUCCUCCCAGCUGGAGUUGCAGUACGAGGAUGAGGACGGUGAAAGAAUUUCCAUCGACAGCGACGGAGACUUGAAAGAUGCUAUCGACUGGGACAGAGGCACAAGUUUCAAGUUCCGCAUAACAUACAAGAAUCCAGAAGUUGAUGGACCGCAGCCAACACCUCCUGGUGGUGGCAGCAGUUCAUCAACUUCUUCCCGCCAAGAGACACGAUGCAAGGAGCCACCUCUUCCCUCUCCUUGGGUUCCAACACGAACCUCGCGUGGAGGAACCCGAGGAUGGGCAGACCCAACUGAGGGCAGACCUCAAAACAUAUAUGAACUUUCCUCUUGGAGAUCAGCGGAAGGGACUACGAGUUUUGGAAGAUCAGCAGCUGAGAAUUUCAGCAUAGAUGAACUUUCCUCUUGGAGAUCAGCAGAUCAGACUACGAGUUUCAGAAGAUCAGCAGCUGAGAAUUUCAGCCCUCUUGGUGGCAGGCUCAAAGCAGGAAUCUGGCUCACGAAUCGAGCUAAUCAGUCAGCGAGACAGAAUAUAGUGAACAUCAGAAAUAAAGUGGGUUUUUCCAUGUUUUUCCAUGAUUGAUUAGCCAGAAGUCGUCUCACUUUUGCUUGGAAUGUUCCGAUUGAGCACACUUAGAAUGACACUCGCGAUUUGCAUUCUGCAGGGAUCGGAAUAUCUCGCCAUUCCACUCUUGCCAAGUCAAGAGGAGCUAUUGCAGUCUGGCCUGCCC
Marchantia polymorpha subsp. ruderalis is the source of this 1056-nucleotide messenger RNA. The record is from the annotation of a GenBank genome assembly. Lineage: Eukaryota; Viridiplantae; Streptophyta; Marchantiopsida; Marchantiales; Marchantiaceae.